Gracilinanus agilis (Agile Gracile Mouse Opossum) is the source of this 5901-nucleotide messenger RNA. It is a transcript of the gene ZGRF1, whose product is annotated as zinc finger GRF-type containing 1. The transcript has 28 exons. Gene Ontology annotation, molecular function: helicase activity; zinc ion binding. Gene Ontology annotation, biological process: double-strand break repair. The record is from RefSeq and is a predicted model, not a curated record. Gene Ontology annotation, cellular component: nucleus; site of double-strand break. Lineage: Eukaryota; Metazoa; Chordata; Mammalia; Didelphimorphia; Didelphidae. The coding region runs from base 1 to 5901 and encodes 1966 amino acids.
AUGGCAAGUCAAGAAUUUAUUGUACUAUAUACUCAUCAAAAGAUGAAAAAAUCAAAAGUAUGGCAAGAUGGAAUACUGAAGACCAGUUUUUCAGGAAAUAAAGCAACUUUAUAUGAUGACAAAGGACGGUCCUUGGAGAGUUUAUUUUUGAAGCAGUGUGAGGUGAAACCUGGAGAGGAUUUAGAAAGUGAUCGAUAUUUAAUCACAGUUGAAGAUGUAAAAAAUGUUGAAAACAUCCCUAGUAAUUUAGAAGUUAGAACAGAAGUACCGAAGUUGAAUGUACAAGAAUUGAAAUCUUCUAACAAGCCAAAACUGCGCCUAUCCACUGGUUUAAAAAGAAAGUUUACUGGAUUCCAAGGACCGCGUCUAGUACCAAAAAAGAUGGCAACCAAAGAAAAUGGUGAAUCACCAGCAUCACUUCUAUCUAAGGAGUCUUGUCCUACCUUUUCUUCUCUGUUGUACCGCACACCUCCAUUGUUUUCUACUGCUGGAAAGAAAAAUAGAUCGUCGAUUAUGCCAUUGGACUUUAACAGUGUUGUUGAUUAUAAGAAAAGCAACACAAAUGAUGUGUCUAUCCCCUUACUUCUCUCUACUACAUCCAUCAAUUCUAAUCAGGAAGGAUUGAGUAAAGAAGAUGAUCAUUCUUUUCUCAAUUCUGUAACUAGGAAAUCAGACAUCUCAGUGAAAGAAGACUGUUCGACAAACAGGGGCUCGGCAACCGCACAAAAUAUCAGGAGCAAAGAACAGAUUUUAGCACUUCUAAAAUCCAAAUCAACUCCUACUUCAGAAGUUACGGAGUAUUUUCCUCUUGGACAUUUGACAGAAGAAAUAAAAAGAUCUCCUAGGGCACAGUGCAUAAUAGGAAGGGAAGAAGAGAUUACUGAAAUGAACAGCACAAAAAAUAUAUCUCACCAGUAUUUAGAAAAUAAUGCAAGAAAAAGAAGCCGAUGGGAUAUUUAUUUACCAAAGAGCUUAUCUAUAAGUUCUGAUGUAAGCUAUACCAAAGAAAAAUCUGAGGACCAAGAUGACAAUUUAAAUUUGCAUUUGAAAGGUUCUUUUGAGCAAAAGGAGAUGAAUCUCUUUGCAGUGGAUUCUGAAAAAAAGGUUGAGUUUAAGACAGACAAUCAAAUAGAUAAUGAUGACCAAACUACCUGUAAUCAGAAAAUACAUUUUCAAGUAUCUUCUUCCUCUGAAAAUGAGCUGGGAGCAAACUUACCAAUUGUCUAUAGCAAUGAGCAUCAUUACUUAUUAUCAGAAUCCAAAACUGAAAUGCUUUUCAAUGAUGAUUAUCCAAAAUCUAUAAAAGGAUCUCUUUUUACUACGCAAUAUGUGCAGGAAUUAAAUAAAACUGGAGUGCCAGAAAGGGAGAACCACUUAAAGCUUUCUUCUCAGCCAGAAUGGGAAUUUUCACAAAUACAAAGAGAUUCUUCUUGCAUAAAUAAUACUCUGGCCACAUUGGUUUCUGAAAGCAGAGCUGAAGAUGAAAAUAUUAAAACUAAUACAGAUUUGAAUAGUAAACCAGAGCCAUUUUUGGAGGUAACUUUCAGUCUGGACAAUUUUGAUAUUAGUGAUACUGAGGAAGAAUCAGAAAACAGCAACGUCUUUCCCUUGGAUUCUGAGCAUAGGCUAAAGAAAAUUUUAUCUGAGAACAAAACAUAUGUUGAAAGGAAAUUUGAGGUUAAGGAUAAUAGUCAAGAAGAUGAUAAUGAACAUUUGUCACAUCUGAAGACAGUUAAUUCUAGUCCUCCAGCAAAAUUUCCCAUUAUGAAAACUCCAUCUUCCCAGAUUUGUGCUAAAACUUUGGUAGGUCUUGAUAAAAUUGGUAAAGAUAAUGAGGCAUCUUUCUUAUUUAACUCAAAUCUUCUUGAAGCUGAAAACAUUGAAGAAGAAAUGACUGUAAAUAUGUCAAAUUUUGAAACAUUAAGCAGAGAGACUAGUUGUGAUUCAUCCUCAAAGCAGACCAAUGAUAUAUUGGUAUAUAGUAAAGGGCACUGUAAUGGAUCAGUUCCCCAAACCAAUACUGAUUGUGAUCAUGUCUCACCUCAAACCAAGAAAUCAUUUAAAGAAGUAUGUUCUUCAUCAGAUUCACCAGAGCCCCCUAAUCUGUAUCAAGAUUCUACUCAGCAGGCCUCUUUCUUGGAAGAUAAAGAAAAGAAUUCUUUUGUAACUCUCAUACCUAAGGAAGAAAAGAGGAAGUCUUGUAAACCUAAGCCAGUUGAGUUUCAAGGGCACCGAGUAUCAGGAUCAGCUUCUAGUGAGGUAAUGGUCAGAGAACACUGCUCCCAGCUAGAGUGGAAUCACUAUCCAGAUAGUGUGGAGUACGAGAGCUUCCCAGCAGGGGCUUACUUUUUGUCACCAAAGUUGCCUAGCAGUUGUAUGAUGACUGAUUUCUUACAGCCCCCAGAUGGAGAAAACAUUUUGGAAGACGGUCUAAGCUUCAGGGGAGAAGAGGAUUUUCAAGUGACAACUGAUUUUAUUAAGGACUCAAAUGAAAAUAAUAUUUCAAUUUUGGAUUUCCCUUUUACAGAUUCAGGCAAUACUGUGACAUCCUCUUCUUUGGAUUAUAAUUUAAAGUUAUCUAAUUGGUCUUCACGAGAAACAAACACGAUGAUGUCACCAGUGCAAAAGGUCCCAACACUGAGCCCAAGAAAUGAAGACUUUAUGAUAAACUUACCUGAGGAGUCUCUGAAAACAAGAAUCUUAUCUGGAGUGGAAAAAUUCAGUUGUUCAGAAAAAGUCAACAUCCAAAGAUUUCCAUCUAGACAUAGAGUUCGGACACCACUUAUUACACUGCCACCUGCUAAAGUACAUUCUUUCUCAGAAAAUUGCUCACAUAGAAUGGACUCUGAAGUCCAGAAGUCCUUUGGGAGCCCCAUCCAUGACUCAUACAAGGAGUCACUUCCUAUUGACUACUUUGGUCCUGAGGACAGGAAUGGGGACACCUGUAUUUCUCAGAAAUCUGGGGAGGUUACCCCUCCAAGGCCUUCACAUUCCUCUCAGGUGCCUACACAAAGCAAGUGGCUGAAAUAUCAAAACAUAUCCCCAGAUGACUCGAAUACUCAAGAUAGAAGAGAUAUAAAAUUGAAUGAAAGCUUCUUCACCAUCUCUGCCUCGGGAAUGCAACUUGAUGAUCCACAGCAUCAUCAGAAUAGGCUUCCCAGGAAAGGCCCUAAGGAUUCUGUGCAUUUGGAGAUGAUAAAAGGCAUGCUUCAUCAACAGCAACCAGAUUUCUACCACCAGGAUUCUGUUUUCAGAAAGAAAACAUUGUUUCAGAAUUUAGAGCAAACUUCCCAGACUGAAGAAAUACAAAAAAUGUUCAGUCAGACAGCCCACAAUGGCUUCUGGAUAAAAGCAACUACCCAGGAGAUAAAUGCCAAUGCAUUGUCAUUUCCCAGUGGAGAAAGAUCCAAAUGUGCCUGUGUUCCCAAAAGAGAAAUUCACAUACCUGCUAUUUUUCAAUCUCCUGCUCAGUACAAACAGGUUUUUACAAACUCUCUGAUAGAACACCUAAACAUAUUGCUGUUUGAGGUGUCCAAAAGGUUACACAAAGCUCUUUCAAAAGUGGACAUAUCUUUUUAUACGUCGACAAAAGCAGAGAAAAAGAAAAACUUAGGAAACAGAUUUCCAACUUGUCAUCAUCAACAGCCGGCAAAGCUGGUCAUGGUUAAAAAGGAAGGACCAAAUAAGGGUCGUCUCUUUUAUACUUGUGAUGCAUCAAAAGCCAGCCAAUGUAAAUUUUUUAAGUGGUUUGAAGAAGUGAGCCCAGCUAAUUUGACACAGGCAGAGUCUGUCCCCAGCACGGUAUUACACGACAUAAAGAGUAUUGGAAUAUACUUGAGAUGCCAAAAUAUACCUCUCUAUGAGGAGUGUCAGCUUUUGGUGAGAAAAGGAUUUGAUUUUCAGAAUAAGAAAUAUGACAAAUUAAAGAAAUUUGCUCAUGCAAAUCCAGAAUUUCACCAUGAAUCUAAGAGCAAACUUUAUCUUAAACUGAGUAGGAGAGAAAGUUCUUCUUUCUAUGGCAAAGAUGACCUUUGGGUAAUUUCAAAAACCCUCGACUUUGAGAUGGAUACUUUCAUUGCUUGUAGUGUUUUUUUUGGACCGUCCUCAUACAAUGAGGUGGAGCUAUUGCCUCUGAAAGGCUAUUUCCCUUCAAACUGGCCAUCUGACACGGUGGUUCAUGCUUUACUGGUUUGUAAUGCUAGCACAGAGCUGACAACUAUGAGAAACUUGCAAGAAUAUUUCAAUCCAGCCACUCUACCUAUAAUACAGCACCUGUUAACAAGGUCUUCCCAAACUGAACACAACAAUAACAGAAUCAACAAAGGAAAGUUUAUUCCACCAGCCUUCAGUAGGAAUACUAACAAGAAGCAUGAACUAUUAAACCUAGAAGCGACACUGCAGCUAGCUAAUGAAACAAUUCAAACAUAUAAAUUAAACAUGGAUCAGGCCACAGCUCUUAUUCAGAUAGCCCAGAUGAUGGCAUCACGUGACAAUGGCAGCGACCUACAGGAUCCGCCUCCCCUCCCUAUCACAAUCAUACAUGGUGUUUUUGGAGCAGGAAAGAGUUAUUUGCUGGCAACAGUGAUCUUAUUCCUUGUUCAGCUCUUUGAAAAGAGUCCACCUCCUAUGGGGGUAGAAGCAAGGCCAUGGAAAAUUUUGAUUUCUUCUUCCACCAAUGUUGCUGUGGACAGAGUACUUCUUGGACUACUCAGUCUUGGAUUUGAAAAUUUUAUCAGAGUUGGGAGUAUUAGAAAGAUUUCCAAGCCAAUUCUACCUUACAGUUUGCAUGCUGGCUUAGGAAAUGAAAACGAGCAAUUAAAGGAACUACAUGCACUAAUGAAAGAAGACCUGACACCUGUAGAAAAAAUCUGUGUGAGAAAAAGUAUUGAACAGCAUAAAUUGGGCACCAAUAGAGCUUUGCUGCACCAGGUACAAGUAGUUGGAGUUACCUGUGCAGCCUGCCCGUUCCCAUGUAUGAAUAAUCUUAAAUUUCCUAUUGUCCUAUUGGAUGAAUGCAGUCAGAUGACAGAACCUGCUUCACUCUUGCCCAUUGCAAGGUUUGAUUGUGAAAAGCUGGUUCUUGUUGGAGACCCCAAGCAGCUACCUCCUACCAUUCAGGGUUCUGAAAGUGUUCAUGAUAAUGGAUUGGAACAGACUCUCUUUGACCGGCUUUGCUUAAUGGGUCACAAAGCAAUUCUGCUGAGGACUCAAUACCGUUGUCACCCUGCUAUUAGUGCUAUAGCAAAUGACCUCUUCUAUGAGGGAAGUUUAAUAAAUGGCAUUUCAGAAACAGAGAGAAGCCCAUUACUAGAAUGGUUACCAACUCUGUGUUUCUAUAACGUCAAAGGAAUUGAACAGAUUGAAAGGGAUAACAGCUUCCAUAAUGUAGCAGAAGCUGCUUUUACACUCAAGCUUAUUCAAUCCCUGAUUGCAAGCGGAAUAGAAGGAUCCAUGAUUGGGGUGAUAACAUUAUACAAAUCACAGAUGUACAAGCUUUGCACACUCUUCAACACUGUGCAUUGUGACCACCCCAGCCUCAAAGCUGUCCAGGUGUCCACCGUCGAUGCCUUUCAGGGCGCAGAGAAGGAGAUCAUCAUCCUGUCCUGUGUGAGGACACGCCAUGUUGGAUUCAUCGACUCAGAAAAGAGAAUGAAUGUUGCCCUAACAAGAGGGAAAAGACACUUGUUGAUUGUGGGGAAUUUGGACUGUUUGAAGAAGAACAGGCUAUGGGGUCGGGUGAUCCAGCACUGUGAAGGAAGAAGGAAUGGAUUACAGCAUUCAAGUCAGUGUGAGCCAGAUCUAAACCUCUUUCUUAAAAGUUAUUUGGAGAAAAAGGCAGAAGAAAAAAGUCAAAAAGAGAAAUCUAAACCCAAAUCUUUUUCACAAAAAGACAUGAUGUAA